Molecule: messenger RNA, 420 nt
Organism: Patiria miniata (bat star)
Lineage: Eukaryota; Metazoa; Echinodermata; Asteroidea; Valvatida; Asterinidae
Product: acidic leucine-rich nuclear phosphoprotein 32-related protein 2-like
Exons: 3
Coding region: 1-420 (139 amino acids)
Source: RefSeq, a predicted model, not a curated record
AUGUAUGAAGAAGAUGACGAGUACGAAGAGGACAACGAAGAAGAUGACGAAGAAGGUGAAGGAGACGAUGAAGAAGGUGAAGGAGACGACGACAAAGAAGGUGAAGGAGACGACGACAAAGAAGGUGAAGGAGACAACGACGAAGAAGAUAACGAAGACAACAAAGAAUAUAAAGAAGCAAAGACAUGCCAGAUAGGAGCUGGGGAUCGCUGCUUUGGAGAAGCUGCGGGGAAUGGAGGAUGGGAGGAAAAGGAAAAAGAACGGAAGACAGACGAGGAUCGAGACAAGAACCUGGAGAGAGAUGUGGGGUCACAAAAGGAUGUAGAGCAGGAGGUGGAACAGGUUGGGGAACAGGGGGUGUUGGGGGAACAGGAGGUGGAACAGGUGGUUUUCACUUUUGACGGUAUGGGAGCCAAAUAA